UUGUUCUAGAAUAUACACCGUAUAGUACGGCCCGUAUUGAACCGGCCUCGGAAGGGGUAGUAAGUACGGAGUAAUGCUGAAAGAUUGAUAAGAUGUUCUAGCGAUCGGUACUCUGCUCUGAUUGGCCGAGUGGUGCCCACGCAGCCCGCCUCAACCCCCUUUUCGGCAGGACCAACCUCCGGCUCGCAUGACAGGAUCCAGAAGAACAAAAUAUCCCAACCAACCAACGCCAACCACUACUACUGUUCCUUUUGACAACCAUCAAACCUCCUUCCUCCAACCGCCUCCACCACCAUCACCACCAUCACUACCACCACUACCAUCACUACCAUCACCACCAUCACUACCACCAACUACCAUCAACUACCAACUCUCCUUUACACUCAUCCAGCCAUCAAUUGCUGCCAGCGUCCUCUCCUUGACCUCCCAAAUCUCUCCCUGGCCACUUCCGUCAACCAACCCCUUCGCGCCGGUUCGCACAUUAUCCCUUCCGACUUGCAACGGGCAAAACAACUCCCAUUGAUCUGCCUCGCAGAGGCCUACGUCUUGUAAAUAUAUAUAUAUAUAUACACAUAUAUAUAAAAGGAAGAAGAAAACACGAGAUUCGGAUAUUGAUUAAACACGACAGCCAUGGACGUCAUUCUCGAGGUCCUCGAUACCUUCAUUUUUGACUACUUCUACGCGAAGUUUGCCCCCGCCAAAGAUGCUGCUGCCAUCGUCUCCAGCUUCAGCGGCAGCCUCAAUGCAACCAAGUACGAAUUCGUAGGCGCUGGCGGAUACGUAUAUCAACCGACUAGUAGCUAUUUCAAGCUACAACCCUCGAUAUACGCAUAUACAUCUUCGCUCCCCAGAGAUAAUCUGUGGAGGCAGCUGUUAACCCUCUAUCUCAUCACCUGGAUCUUCGGACUCCUCGUCUACUUCAUCUUCGCUACGCUCUCCUACGUCUUCAUCUUUGACAAAUCAACCUUCAACCACCCCAAGUAUCUCAAAAACCAAAUCCGCAUGGAAAUCAAACAAGCCUCCAUCUCCCUUCCCAUCAUGGCUAUCUUAACCGCCCCUAUCUUCCUCCUCGAAGUCCGCGGUUACGCAAAAAUGUACGACAGCUUCGAAGACGCCCCCUUCGCGCUCUACAACUACCUUCAAAUCCCCUUCUUCCUCCUCUUCACCGACUUCCUCAUCUACUGGAUCCACCGCGGCCUCCACCACCCGCUCGUCUACAAACACCUACACAAGCCCCACCAUAAAUGGAUCAUGCCAACCCCGUAUGCGUCGCACGCCUUCCACCCUAUCGAUGGCUACGCCCAAGGCAUCCCUUACCACCUCUAUCCUUUCCUCUUCCCCCUGCAGAAAUUCGCCUACGUCUUCUUCUUCAUCUUCAUCAACAUCUGGACCGUCCUGAUCCACGACGGCGAGUAUGUUGCCAACUCACCCAUCAUCAACGGCGCCGCCUGCCACACCAUGCACCACCUGUAUUUCAACUUCAACUAUGGCCAGUUCACAACCAUCUGGGAUCGACUGGGUGGCAGCUAUCGGAAGCCCAAUAUCGAGCUUUUCCAUAAGGAAACGAAGAUGGCCAAGGAGGAGUGGGAGAGGCAGGUUAAGGAGAUGGAAUCCCGCGUUCAGGCUGUCGAGGGUGGGGAUGACCGUACAUAUGUGACGGAUGUGGAUGUGAAGGAAUCGAAGAAGACGCGGUAAGAUCCUAGGGGGCGGGGGUUAAAGGACAUGUGAACAACACCUAUUUAACGAUACGUGAAAAACUACGGUUUUUCUUUUGCAUUUUCCCCAAAUUUUGUGCCUUGUUCUUUUUUUGUUCCUUCAUCUUUUUUUAAGACCUCUUUUACGCAUUGUUCCCCAACGAAAGUUUUAAAAAAACGUAAUAUUAAUAAUUAUUAAGGAGCAUGGGGCGGGAAAUAGAUGAAAGAGCGCGUCGCCCCAUGUUUCUAUUUCUAUUUCUAUCUUUCUUUCUUUCUUUCUUUUUUUAAUACACUUCUAUUUAUCUUUUUUUCCAAAUUUUUGUAUCCCUUUUCUACCACUUCUUGUCCUGUUUUAUAUUGCAUUUCUUGCCAAUAGUGCAAAGAAGAAAAACGGGGGCAUACGCAAACGUGCACAUCUUGUACAUACAUACCACAUCAUUAUCAUGAUCAUUGUCGGAUCAGAUUAGGUCAGAUCCUCAAAAUCACUUGUUGAAAAUAGUUUAAUCUGAUACUAUAAAGAAUCAAAGUUAAAUUUUUAAAAAAAAAGAGAAAGAGAGAGAGAGAGAGAAAAUAGCAAAACAAUCCCGAAUUCUCUCAGGGUGAGCUUUUUCGCUCCUCCCUUUAGUGGGAAGGGAGGAUUUGAAAAUGAACUAAAGGAGAAGAAGAGUUCCCCCGUAUUAUCUCGCUUUUUCUGAUUUCUCAACUUCGCCCAUGGGCAGCCAGCCGGGCGGGCCAGAUGUUGAUCGUGGACCGGCUUGCUGCUAUGGCUACGUACGUUCGUCCUCUCCUCCCUUUCCGCUGAAAUCAAAACUGGAUGAAGAUUGGAAUUGGGAAUUGGGAAAAAACAUCAGGCUGAGCAAAGCAAAGAGUGGAGAGGGAUGGGAAGGAUUAUUGUUGUGUAUACAAGGAAUUUGACUCGUUAUACAUUUUUGUUUUCUCUCUCUCCCUCCCUUUCUGUUCCCUUUUUGGAAACAGCUAUUGUGCCGAAAUUGCUGGGAUAGGGGAGGAAAUCAAGAAAACGGGAGGAACAAUAAACAAAAAACCUCAAGGGAGGCGCCCGCGCUGCCUGGAGGGAAGGGGAGAGAAAAGAGAGAGAUGCCACAAUCCAUAAUCAGCAAACGAAUUUUUUUACUAGUCAGUCGGAAUAUUAUCACAAAGCACACGACAGAAACAGACUGCAUCCACAAAACUAGUAUUUUAUACUUGCUUGCAUACAACCAACCUCUGGAAAGAAAAACGAUAAAAAAACAAUCAAAGAAGCUAAAAAAAGUGGUUCUUACCCCCCGUUAUCACUAUCAUUUAGGCCCUCACGCAUCGUCCUCACCUUCAACUUACUCCCUCACCUAUUCAUAUAUCAGCCAUGUCAACAUUAUCCGCGGCACCCUCUGUUGUCACUGGUUCUGCCCCAGUCUCAGCCGGUUGCUGCUGCACAGGCGGCAUCGUCCCAACAGGAACAGCCCUAGCCAUCGCUUCCGCGAUAAACGCCUCCUCAACGGCUCGUAGCCGCUUGAAAACCCUCAACCACCUCCUAGCCCAUUCCCUAAUAAGCCCCUUCUCCUCCACCACCCCCUCGCCAACAUCUUCCAUCCCACUCCCACUCCCACUCCCACUCUCAUUCGACCCAUUAAUAACCCCCUCAAGCGCCCCCUCAAUAACCUCAAACAUAACCUGCACAUCCCCCCUCUCCCUCCUCAACGUCUCAUCAAUAACCGACAGCUGCGGCUCCACAAUACCCGCCUGCACCCUCGCCGCAACAAUCUGGCGAAUCCGAUUCGUCACCUUCCCCAUCGUCGCCGCAACCAUCUCAUACACAUGCGCCUUCGCCAGCGCCGCCCCGCCCUCAAUGUGAUCGACAAGCGCCCACUCGACGACCGACAGUGGCGUCAGGAUCGUGUAGUUGAGCAGCUUGUCGAUGAUGUUCACGCCGAUGCCCGGCUGGUCGGCCCAGUAGGAGAGGACCGAGGUGAUAAUUUGGCGCCGGGCGGCAGGGGACUUGGGGCCAAUGGCCAGGAGCCGUUCUUUGCUGCGCUCGAUGCAGGAAAGCACGUGUGACAGGGAUUUGGAGCCGACGUAGCAGAUCGAGGUGACGAAGGCGUCUGUCGACGGGAUAAGGGGGUCCGCGAUGUCCGGUUGGCUGGCGGCAGCGUGUUGGAUGGCGAGGAUGUGUGGCUCGAUUUCGGUCUCCGGGGCCUUUUUGCGGAUCAAUUGCAUGAUUUCCUGAGCUUCGGUGGCGAAAGGGGUUGCUGUAUCGUUGUCAGAAAAUGUGUUUAUUUUCUCGAGGGUUACGUGCGUGACAGAAACUUACUUUCAAGCGCAUAUUUGAACUCCGGUGUAUCUUUCUCUUUCCCUUCGGAUAUCAACGCCUGGUAUGGUUCUGGCAAGGUGCCCUUGAUUCGCUGCGCAAAGCUUAGACGGAUCUCCUUAUCCAGUGCGCCGCAGAUAAAUGCUUUCUUGGGGUGAACGGCUGGCAGUUCAACGUCGUCAACCCUGUGUACAAUGUCAGCAAGCUGUAGAGAGUGUUCAUCUUCCUUCUAUCAGCAAAAAGGCUGGAGAGGGAUCCUACCACUCCGUCCACUUCCACGUAAAGCCAAAAUUACUCAAAUGAUGCGCAAACCAAUCCAAAAACCUAUACGACAGCGUGAGAUCCAUCCUCUCCACAUUCUUAUACAAAUAACGAAUCGCCCUCCCCAGACUCGGCGCAAUGGCCGCAGGCGCAAUCUUGCACGCCUCCGUGAGCACAGAGUGGUAGUAGACCAGCUUAUGCUGCGGCGUAGGGAGCUGAAAGAGCAACGAGAACACCGCGUCAACAGCGACAUCUUCGGGCUUCCAGGUCGAGCGAUCAGCGGUACCCGCCGCAACAGCGUCGCGGAUCUUGUCGAAGGGGGUGGCGCGCUUGAUGAAGGUCUUGGGCGCGAAAUAACAAUCGACGUCAAUGAGGAAUUUGGCGGUGGCGAUGCGGUUAAAGUCGAGCAUGUCGAUUGUGUCGGUGAGGGAAUCGCGGAGUAAAGAGGCGGCAAUGUCAGUGGUUGGCGGGACGGUUUCUAGGUCCUGGUCGAAGUAGACGGAGAAGUAGACGUCUGGGAAGAUAGAUUUGGGCCCGUUGGGGACUGGGUUGGGCACAGUGAUUGUGGGGAAUACGUGCUUGGUGGCAUUCUUGAGGGGGUCUUCGGGUUCCUUUUCUUCUUUCUCUUCUUUCGUCUCCCCUGCUUUUUCUUCGUUCCCUUCGGGCAUUGCUUCUGGUUUGGUCGUUGGCAUCAGCCCCGUCCAGGGGCGUGGUAUGCAUACGGGAAGGGGUCAACCAGUGCCUCCAAAGUAUGUGGCGUUGAGGCGAUGAUGUCCGUUUUCUCCAAAAGGGCGGCAGCCUGUGUUUCAAAGCCAGAAGCAGAUGACGACAUGACAUAAGGGAUUGUGAAAAGGAUGAUCUUUACAAGUUCCAAGCCCAGUGACUACAAUAUAAAUAAAUAGAUAAAUCAGCAUGAACCGCUCAAAUUAAAAACCACAAAAAAAAACAUGUAUACAGGGAAGCAAAGAAAAUGAAGAAAAUAACUUACAUCCUCAGAAGAAGCCGUCUGCAAAUCGACAGCGCGAGAAAACAGCUCCUCCAGUACCGGAAAGAUGCCUUCGCCCUCGAACAGGCCCUGCAAGCAGGCCAAAAACCGCAGCAUGAGCUUGACAUUGCGCCAGUUACCCGCCUCAAUAUGUGACUGGGCAAUUUCCC
Molecule: messenger RNA, 5412 nt
Organism: Blastomyces dermatitidis ER-3
Lineage: Eukaryota; Fungi; Ascomycota; Eurotiomycetes; Onygenales; Ajellomycetaceae
Product: C-5 sterol desaturase
Exons: 4
Coding region: 631-1695 (354 amino acids)
Biological process (GO): lipid biosynthetic process
Molecular function (GO): iron ion binding; oxidoreductase activity
Source: RefSeq, a predicted model, not a curated record